Messenger RNA from Penicillium diatomitis, 1293 nucleotides. Its product is annotated as serine/threonine-protein kinase. The coding region runs from base 1 to 1293 and encodes 430 amino acids. Gene Ontology annotation, cellular component: cytoplasm. The transcript has 2 exons. Lineage: Eukaryota; Fungi; Ascomycota; Eurotiomycetes; Eurotiales; Aspergillaceae. Gene Ontology annotation, molecular function: protein serine/threonine kinase activity; ATP binding. Gene Ontology annotation, biological process: intracellular signal transduction; protein phosphorylation. The record is from RefSeq and is a predicted model, not a curated record.
AUGUAUCCCACCGACCUGCCGACACCACCCAUGUCGCCCACUCCUCGCUGCCAUGCCCCCGAGGAUCGUCUAGGGUUCAUUCUGGCGGGCUGGCUAGAGUUGGAGAGUGUUCUCGGCGUGGGGGCCUAUGGAGUGGUCUAUACCGCCGUCGACAUCCACACUCGCAAUCGCUAUGCCGUCAAGGCGCUCAACAAGUCCGGGCUGGAUUCCCGACAACUCCGCUACCAGCAGAGAGAGAUUCAACUACAUCACCAGGCGAGCGCGCACCCCAAUGUGGUCUCCCUUGUGCGCAUCAUGGACUCCGUGGAUUGCACUUACGUCGUGAUGGAGUACUGUCCCGAAGGUGACCUGUUCUCCAACAUCACGGAAAAGGGCCACUUCGUGGGAAAUGACUUGCUUGCCAAGCGGAUCUUCUUGCAACUCCUGGAUGCCGUGCAAUAUUGUCAUGCCCUGGGAAUCUACCACCGGGAUCUGAAGCCGGAAAAUGUCCUGGUCACCGACCAAGGCGCCACGGUCAAGCUGGCGGAUUUCGGUCUGGCAACCCAGGACUACUUCACCGCGGACUUUGGAUGCGGCUCCACUUUCUACAUGUCUCCUGAAUGUCAGCAGUCUCAUCCACGGCCCAUGUCAUGUUAUGUCUCACCUGCCAAUGACGUCUGGAGUUUGGGGGUCAUGCUGGUCAACCUCACCUGUGGUCGCAAUCCCUGGAAGCGCGCUUCGCUCGAGGACUCCACAUAUCGGGCUUACCUGAAGGAUCCGUUCUUCCUGAAAUCGAUCCUGCCCCUGUCCACGGACAUGGUUCACAUCUUGAACCGUGUGUUUGAACGCAGCCCGGAGAAAAGAAUCUCCAUCCCAGAGUUACGGCAGCUCGUGCUGGACUGCCCUCAUCUCACCGAACCUGUGCCCAACCCGGUUCCCACGCCGUUGCCCACCCCCGCCGCCCAACUUCAUAGCGUGGAGCAUCCCAUUUUCCCCGUGUGGGACCGCUUGCAGGCUCUCGCUGCAUCUGCUCAGCAGGUCCCUUACACGACACCCGUCGAUACGGCACAUCUCCAGUUUCCCAUGCAUGCUCAACCUUCUGGAUCUUCCUCCGACUCGUCAUACUAUUCGGACUUUUCCGAUUCAGGAUUCUCUGAGACUUCUGCCUUGACCGAGGAUUAUUCCGAUUAUGACGAUUAUGGAUGCAUGUCGCCGGAUCUUGUGGACCCAGCCGCGUUCCCGGACUGCAAACUUGCUGGCAUGCAACAACCACAAUUGAUGGAUCCUUUUGUCUCGACGGUUCAGCUCCGCUGA